This is a messenger RNA of Ostrea edulis (European flat oyster), 6178 nucleotides long. RefSeq lists its product as uncharacterized. The transcript is spliced from 12 exons. Lineage: Eukaryota; Metazoa; Mollusca; Bivalvia; Ostreida; Ostreidae. The record is from RefSeq and is a predicted model, not a curated record. The coding region runs from base 392 to 1726 and encodes 444 amino acids.
ACAAGAAUUGGAUGAAACAUGCAUUCAAUCCCCGGGAUAUCCAACCCAUAAUUAUCCAAAAGACACAACCUACAUAUGGAUAAUCACAGCCCCAGAGACCGAUGAGAUCACGAUAUUGAAUCUGGAUAUCCAUUAUACUUUAGGCUACACUUGUGAGGACUACCUCAAGAUACAAAAUACAGAAGAUGAGAAAGUCUCACUAUUCAAACAAUGCAGGAGAUCCCGGGAUAACACGAUCAUUACCAGAGGAAACAAAUUAAACAUAACACUGUUUUCUAAUUCUGACAACUUAACAGGCAAAGGAUUCAGGCUAAGCUUUAGAGUUACAAAGGUAAAGCGAACAUCAAACAGGCCAUCAACCAGUGGUAUUCUGUCAGAGAAUUCGGCUGUCAUGGAAAUGUCAACCUCUGUUGAGAAUACAACGGUUUAUUCAGGACUACCUUCAAGAAGAAAGAUAACUCGGACUAAACUAAUGAAAGAUAUGAUUACCACGGCGACAAAUGGAAGUCUGACAACGAUAGGCUCAAGAGACAUACAUGUUGUUCCACCGCACACCGUGAACCCAAACAUGACGUGGAUGACUAUGAUAAUCCUUAUGGUAAACAGUUUUGGAAUUUACUACAGCGAAGGUUCAGAUUCCAGGCACAAAAUUUCCAAAAGCAUAACUUUACAUCAAUCCCAGGAAUCAUCCAUUAAAUCACCGGGGUAUCCCACAAAGCAUUACGAGAAAGACACAGUCUACAUAUGGACCGUGACGGCCCCGGGAACCACGGAGGAGAUCACUAUCAAUAUAUUAGAUCUGGAUAUUCAAUACACUCCAGGAAUCCCUUGUGACGACUAUUUGAAGAUACAAGACACAGAUGAUGAGAACUUUGCAAUAUCCAAGCAAUGCGAGAAACCAUGGCGUAAAACUGUUGUUGCUAAAGGAAACAAAUUGAAGAUAACGCUCUUUUCUAAUUAUGACCGUCUUACAGGAAAGGGAUUUAAUCUAAUUUUGAGAGUCACUAAAACCAAGCUAACAACAACACAAACAACAACCAAAGGUAUUCCAACAACUACCCCAGUACCCAUGACGUCACCAACAUCGGUGCAAACUACAACUAGACGUUUAGUUACGAAAACAAAACGAACAACACCACGACCAACACCGAACGACAUUCCAACAACUACUCCAGUACUCGUGACGUCAUCAACAUCGGUGCAGACUACAUCUAACCAUUUAGGAAUUUCUUGUGAAGGAGAUACUUUUUUCAACCACAGAAUGCUACAAGAAUUGGAUGAAACAUGCAUUCAAUCCCCGGGAUAUCCAAACCAUAAUUAUCCAAAAGACACAACCUACAUAUGGAUAAUCACAGCCCCAGAGACUACCGAUGAGAUCACUAUCACGAUAUUGAAUCUGGAUAUCCAUUAUACUUUAGGCUACACUUGUGAGGACUACCUCAAGAUACAAGAUACAGAGGAUGAGAAAGUCUCACUAUUCAAACAAUGCAGGAGAUCGCGGGAUAACACGAUCAUUACCAGAGGAAACAAAUUAAACAUAACACUGUUUUCUAAUUCUGACAACUUAACAGGCAAAGGAUUCAAGCUAAGCUUGAGAGUUACAAAGGUAAAGCGAACAUCAACCAGGCCAUCAAUCAGUGGUAUUCUGUCAGAGAAUUCGGCUGUCAUGGAAAUAUCAACCUCUGUUUAUUCAGGUAAACUAUUGAAUUCCUGUCUAGGAGAGUAAAGGACGCCGUAGAGUUUGAUCAAUUGCGAUAAAUUACUUUUAUAAAAACGCAAUGAAUAUAUUUUGAAAAAGAAUUGGUCACAACUGAGGUUCCAAUCCACAAAUAGGUCACAUUAAAUUUGGCUCCACUAUCAGUUGGUUUUAAGUGCUUUUCCUGUAUACCUUUUUCGCAAUAAGGCAAAAAUUAUUCAGUCAAGGAAUACAAAUCUUAUCAGAUGAAUGCAAUAACAAAAUAUCUGAACUUAUAUUUCAAAUACACAUCUUGUUUCUAAUAAAGAACAGUAUUUCAACUAAUUAUAAAACACCUGUUAAUUCCACUUUUGUUACACGUCCUUAUACCACAAUUGCCCUUUCAAAAGAUACAAUUCUUCAAAAGCAUGCUUUAGUUUUAGACAUAAUGAAUAUCCCAGUCAGUGGGUUGAAUGAAUAUAACUUACCGUACCUAUACUGCAUUCCUAAACUUCAUAAGAUCCUUACAAACAAAGAUACAUUGCUGGAUCCAGUAAGUGUUCUAACAAGCAACUAUCUUUGCUCCUCACGAACAUAUUUACAGCUUUGAAGGAGAAACUUAAAACGUAUUUUGCGACUAUAUACGCAAGAAAUGAUAAAAAUCAAAUAUGGAUUCUAAAAAAUUCUAAGGAACUUUUAGUGAACUUCAAAUUGCAAAGCUUUUGUCAAAUCAACAACAUCAAAACGCAUGACAUUUCAACAUUUUACACGACUAUUCCUAACGAUAAAUUAGAUACUUGACUUUUUGACAUCAUAGACAGUUGCUUCUUCAACAAAAAUUGAAAACGCAAAUAUUCAUAUCUAGUAAUCAGUCAUCCAAACAAUUACUUUGUUAAACACCACUCUGAUUCCACACACAAGUAUUCUGAAGUUGAAAUAAUGAUAUGCUGGAGCUCCUCAUUGACUUCGUGGUCUUUGGUGAUCAGGUCUUCCAACAGUAUAUUGGAAUAUCCAUGGGCACAAAUUGUGCUCAUUUGUUAGCUAUACUCUUUUUAUAUUCAUAUGAAGCAGAAUUUAUUAAAUCAUUUCGACGUGAGAAGAAACAAUAUCUUGCUGUUGUCUUCAAUUCGACAUUUAGAUAUAUCGAUGAUGUAUUACAUAUAUCUAUUGACAAUAAUAAUUUUCAAUCAUAUGUCAUUUCGAUAUAUCCCAGUAAAUUCGUAAUGAAAGACACCACAGAGUCGUCCACUUCUGCUUCAUACUUAGAUAUUUUAUUGAAAGUAGAUAUUAACGCAAAAUAAAAACUCAACUUGAUGACAAACGGGAUGAUUUCAACAUCUUCAUCGUCAACUUCCUAAAUUUAUGUAACGAUAUUCCAUCAUCACCUGCAUAUGGUGUUUAUAUCUCUCAACUGAUCGAUACGCAAGAGCUUGUUCUGCUUAUGGUCAGUUUUUAAAUCGAAGCAGGCUACUGACAAUCAGGUUGAAUGUUCAGGGGUGUCAACAGUCUCGUUUAAAGUCAACAUUUCGCAAGUUCUAUGGUCGUUACAACGAUCUAGUUUGCAAAUACAACCUAUCAUUGCGUCAAAUGCUAUCUGGCGUGUUUCAGUUUUUGACACACUGAUUUUGACUACAACUCCGUUUACCUGAUCAAGAUAUAGGGAAUUUCAAUGAAUUCAGUAGAAACAAAGAACGCCACUUCGAGGUGUAAAUAACACAGUAUACCUGUCUAUUCACCUUUCGUGUUGGUCGGUCUAUGAAUGACAGCUGCUAUUAAAAUUUCCUUGAAUAGCUACUUUUUCUAAGGACUGUGAUGGUUUCAAUCGGAGUUGAUAUUGAAACUGUCGUGAUUUUACUUAAGAAGUACUUGAAUUCAUCACUCUAUCUGUAGCUCCUACAUCAUCAUUAUAACAAUUCCUAUCCGAAGUUAAAUCGACCUCAGGUAAAGUUUAUAAUCAAGAGCCAUAUGCAAACAUACAACAUUCUGCAAACUGCAAGUGUUAUAGAGAGGAUUCACCCCAAAUAUACAUUUGCAAUGACAGGUACCCCUCGCUCCAAGUAAGUAUGGAUUGUUUUGUUGUGUAGUGUAUGUUCAUUCUACAGCAGAAAUGUAGUAUGUAAAAUUGCAUUCCAAGAUCGCAGUUUCUGUGCCUCAGAAUACAGCAUACAAUUGGCAUACAAUAAAUUAAUUGGUUCUAAAUAUUUCUUUUCUGAAUUUAUGCUUUAAUAUAUUGCAUGAAACAGAGGAAAUCAUGUAAUUUUAAGUGUACUCGCGAGAAUAGAAGAUUCCAGUUAUAUUAGAUGAAAAGAAGAAGGUGGAUGAUAUGUCAUUCGGAGAGUAGUGAGAAAUAUGGAGUACGUAUCGUAAGAUUAUGGAACAGUUUAGUAAGUAUUUGACAUGCUAGGUUGAUUAACUGCAUCAACUACUGGUAAAAUAGCAUUUAUCUUUCAAGUGUUUUAUAUCAAUUGUUAGGCGUUUGUUUACACAUUUACAUUGAAUAUGGAUUGCUCCGUUUAUUUGAUUAAAAUAUAGGGCUCAUGGCGGAUGUGACUUGUCGACAGGGUUGCUUAAUUACUCCUCCUAUGCAUCUGAUACCACCUUUGGUAUGUUCAAGGGACCGUGUUUGCCCACGUCUUAUAUAUAGGAGUUAUGAGAUUGAUGACUGUUCGUUUUAUGAAUUUUCAUGAUUCCUAUAAAAAUAUAGAUUUGCGAGUAGUAGAAACACGGUUUCUGUUACAUACUAGAGGUGGGACACGGUUCCUGUUACAUACUAGAGGUGGGACACGGUUCCUGUUACAUACUAGAGGUGGGACACGGCUCCUGUUACAUACUAGAGGUGGGACACGGCUCCUGUUACAUACUAGAGGUGGGACACGGCUCCUGUUACAUACUAGAGGUGGGACACGGUUUCUGUUACAUACUAGAGGUGGGACACGGCUCCUGUUACAUACUAGAGGUGGGACACGGCUCCUGUUACAUACUAGAGGUGGGACACGGUUCCUGUUACAUACUAGAGGUGGGACACGGUUCCUGUUACAUACUAGAGGUGGGACACGGCUCCUGUUACAUACUAGAGGUGGGACACGGUUUCUGUUACAUACUAGAGGUGGGACACGGUUUCUGUUACAUACUAGAGGUGGGACACGGUUCCUGUUACAUACUAGAGGUGGGACACGGCUCCUGUUACAUACUAGAGGUGGGACACGGUUUCUGUUACAUACUAGAGGUGGGACACGGUUUCUGUUACAUACUAGAGGUGGGACACGGCUCCUGUUACAUACUAGAGGUGGGACACGGUUCCUGUUACAUACUAGAGGUGGGACACGGCUCCUGUUACAUACUAGAGGUGGGACACGGUUUCUGUUACAUACUAGAGGUGGGACACGGUUUCUGUUACAUACUAGAGGUGGGACACGGUUUCUGUUACAUACUAGAGGUGGGACACGGUUUCUGUUACAUACUAGAGGUGGGACACGGCUCCUGUUACAUACUAGAGGUGGGACACGGUUUCUGAGAGGAGUAAGCAUCUUCUGUCGAUCGAGCCCCAUAUCCGGAUCAAGUAAAUAUCAGACUGAAUCUUCUGUUAAGACGUACACUUCUUAAUAGUACAUUCAGUCUAUUAUUCAAUUAUUCUAAAUUUAGUUUAUAUAAUAAACAUUCACUACAGAAAUAGUCUUUGUACUCAUAAGUAUUACAUUUUCUACUUGCAAUAUAUUACUAUAGAAUAGUGGAGUACAAGACACGUGUAAACUCCCAUUCAUUAUAGGAUUAAACAUUCCUUUUGAAGAAUUUAUCGAUGUGUAAACUCCGUACAUAUUACUCACAGACUGACUAAAAGUGCAAAGCAUUUUUUAUGUUAAGUUUGGGAGCAAAAGAUCAGAGUUCACACAUCAAUAAAUUCUUCAAAAAGAAUGUUUGAUUUCUAUAAUUCCAUAUCAUUCAUUUUAUUAACAAUUUCCUUUUUUUUUUGUAGUUUCUCCGCACUACGUUAUUUGUUUUCAGGCACGUAUGAAUACAUCGCGUUUUCAGAUACAUAUAUAUUGAUGAGUAAACUCUGGUAAAGUUUUAUUUUUGUCCAAUCAAAACAAUUGUAAUGAAUAACAUUGGAAUUAUAUGAUAUUACAUGAUAUUUUAUUUAAUCAUUAGAAUGACAGAUUUACUUUAACUGGAGUCAGAAAUUUAUAGAGCCCAGACUUGUUAGAUCUCAAAGGAAAACGAUCCAUAGAGCAAGUAGAGAUGAUCGUGCUACCGCAGAAGUAGCGGAAACAGCUGCCCAGAGAACAUCUGUUCCAAUUCCAUGACAAUUAGCAUGUGUGGGACCACAUGCAGAAGAUUCAAAUGAACAGUUGAAUAUCAAAAUUGUUUUGUUUUUCUUUUUAUGUACAAAUGUUGUAACUUUUGAUUUGCAGAGAGGGAGAAUGUGACCAUUUUAAUGUUGACUAGACGUAAUUGUCUAUAAUACGUUCUAUUUAUUUCGGAAAAUAUAAAAGCAAUAUUUCGAUU